Capsicum annuum is the source of this 2519-nucleotide messenger RNA. Its product is annotated as monocopper oxidase-like protein SKU5. Gene Ontology annotation, cellular component: plasma membrane. Gene Ontology annotation, molecular function: oxidoreductase activity; copper ion binding. Bases 400 to 2187 code for a protein of 595 amino acids. NCBI's taxonomy places the organism in Eukaryota, Viridiplantae, Streptophyta, Magnoliopsida, Solanales, Solanaceae. The record is from RefSeq and is a predicted model, not a curated record. The transcript is spliced from 9 exons.
AAUUUAAUACUGCUAUGCUAUAAGCCAUUUGGACCGACAAAAAAGCUUUCAGCUAAGCUCCUCUAAAUUCCAAGCUAGCACCACCAUUGCUUUUCUUUAUCUCUCACCUAGCUAUUGACCAACAAGACCAUACCCCAUAAGAAAAGCAAAUUGAACCGUUGUGCACUUUCCUAUUGUACAUUACAUUACACUAUUAAUAUGUAGAAAGAAACUACUACUACUUCUACUACUUGCACUUUCUUAGCUACUUUCUUUGUUUCUUGCUCUCUUUCUACUCAUUUUUUUUCUUUGUUCUAGUCCUUAUAAUGUAACUGCGCAAAAAAAAAGUGAACAUUUUCUUGAAUCUUUAUUGUAAAAAACACAUUGAAAAGUAUUGAUAUUUACUUACUUUGAGCUCCAAUGGCUUCUUUUUCUUGUUCUAUUUGGUGUUCCCAAAUGACCCUUAUCUGCAUUUUCUUGUUUAUGAGGUUAAGUUCUGCCGGAGAUCCAUUUAAGUUUUUGAACUUUGAGGUCUCUUACAUUGAUGCUUCACCACUUGGUGUCUCCCAACAGGUUAUUGCUAUCAAUGGAAAGUUUCCUGGACCAACUCUGAAUGUAACAACUAAUGACAAUGUUGUUGUUAAUGUGAGGAACAAGUUAGAUGAAGAACUACUCUUACAUUGGUCUGGGGUUCAGCAGAAAAAGACUUCUUGGCAAGAUGGUUUACCAGGAACAAACUGUCCUAUUCCUCCAAAGUGGAACUGGACUUACCAAUUUCAGGUCAAGGACCAAAUUGGAAGUUUCUUUUAUUUCCCUUCACUCAAUUUUCAGAGGGCAUCAGGUGGUUUUGGUGGAAUUACAAUUAACAACAGGGAUGAGAUUCCAAUCCCUUUUAAUUUUCCAGAUGGUGAUAUUACUAUUAUGAUUGGUGAUUGGUACACCAGAAAUCACACGUCUUUGAGGAGCACACUUCUUGCUGGGAAAGAUCUGGGAAAACCAGAUGGUGUUUUAAUUAAUGGGAAAGGUCCUUAUAGAUACAAUGACACGAUUGUGCCUGAUGGCAUCGACUAUGAAACGAUUACUGUCCAUCCAGGCAAAACCUAUCGAAUUCGUGUAAGCAAUGUAGGAAUAUCAACCAGCUUAAAUUUCAGAAUUCAGAAUCAUAACUUACUUUUGGCAGAAGCAGAGGGAUCAUACACUGUGCAGCAAAAUUAUACUAGCUUAGACAUACACGUUGGACAAUCAUACUCAUUUUUGGUAACCAUGGAUCAGAAUGCAAGUUCUGAUUACUAUAUUGUGGCAAGUGCCAGAUUUGUGAAUCAAUCACAAUGGCAAAGAGUCACCGGUGUAGGUAUUUUGACAUACACAAACUCAAAAGGGAAGGCACAUGGCCCUCUACCCGCACCACCACAAGAUGAAUUCGACAAAACUUACUCUAUGAACCAGGCUAGAUCUAUCAGGUGGAAUGUAACUGCCAGUGGAGCUCGCCCAAAUCCGCAAGGUUCUUUCCGAUAUGGCUCUAUUAAUGUGACAGAGAUAUACGUGAUCCAAAAUAAGCCGCCAACAACAGUAGAUGGAAAAAGGAGAACAACACUUAACGGGGUUUCAUUUGUUAAUCCUAAAACACCAAUCAGACUUGCUGACCAGUACAAAUUGAAGGGCGUAUAUAAGCUAGAUUUUCCUACAGCACCACUAACUGGACCUCCUAAGAUGGAAACCUCUGUUAUCAAUGGUACCUUCAGGGGAUUUAUGGAAGUAAUAUUUCAGAACAAUGAUACCAAAGUGCACACAUACCAUAUGAGUGGAUAUGCAUUUUUUGUGGUCGGGAUGGAUUAUGGCGUGUGGUCAAAUAAUAGUAGGGGUACUUACAACAAAUGGGAUGGAAUAGCUCGUACCACAACACAGGUCUUCCCCGGGGCAUGGACAGCAAUCUUGGUAUCCCUUGACAACGUUGGAAUUUGGAACCUGAGGACAGAAAACCUCGACUCGUGGUAUCUAGGCCAAGAAACAUACAUCAAGGUUGUUAAUCCCGAGCCCACUAACAAGACAGAGUUGCCAAUUCCAGACAAUGCACUCUUCUGUGGCCAACUUAACAAACUACAAAAGCCACAAGAUAUAUCAUAUGCAACAUCCAUUAAAGGCAACGCGUCGAAAUUCAGUUACAUGCUGCUGCUGCUGGUAUCAACAAUAUUUGCUGUGUUCCAGUAAGGAACAUUUUGCAGCAGAUGGUUGUUUGUUUAAUUAAAAUGCGGGAGCCAGGCUUUGUGAGGUGUCUCUUAUUUAAUUUGUAAGAAUUAAGAUGUAGGUGUCUUAGUUGUAGUUUAUUUAUGUUGAUAAUCAAGAAGGCCGUUAUUAUUAUUAUUAAUUGUUUUUUUGACUUGUAAUUUUCAUUAUUAUUAUUUUCCGGAUGUAUCAAAAUGCUCCCCCGGAUGGAUGGUUGUUUAAUUUAUUGGGAUUUCACACGUUCUUUUUAAUUGCUUAUAAUCUAUGUAAGGCUACUAUUCAUUUAUAUUAUUACCUUGUUUCGAUUUAUUUGUUUA